Messenger RNA from Syngnathus acus (greater pipefish), 3317 nucleotides. It is a transcript of the gene rassf8a, whose product is annotated as ras association domain-containing protein 8. Bases 425 to 1786 code for a protein of 453 amino acids. Gene Ontology annotation, biological process: signal transduction. NCBI's taxonomy places the organism in Eukaryota, Metazoa, Chordata, Actinopteri, Syngnathiformes, Syngnathidae. The transcript has 6 exons. The record is from RefSeq and is a predicted model, not a curated record.
UUCCAAUACGAUGUGUGCGCCUGCAGGAGAGAGGAGACAAGUGUGGGGACUGGGAGCGGAGAAAUUUUUUUCUCCCCGCAGUUCACUGGCGUAAGAGCAAAACACUAGCACACUCCGAGUGAACCGACUCAAACUUUGGGACAGGGAGCGCAAACGUCCUUGUCGUUUUUGUCACCGAAACGACUAAACACCACUUUAUCGCAAGUUCUUAGGAGGAUAUAGAGAAGAAGGAUACAAUUUGCGCUAUUUUCGCCUCCACGAAUGUUUGAUCUGCAAACUUCACUUCGCAAAAGGAGCAGUGCGCCGAGUCCUCUUUGCGCCAUAAAGAAGCAGGAGAAGGGCCACGGCUGCCCUUGCGCUUCUGAUGUCUUCAAGAAUGCUGGGGCCAACCCAUCACAGUAAGCCUUGUCCAUUUUGACCCACAAUGGAGCUCAAGGUCUGGGUGGAUGGAGUUCAAAGGGUCGUGUGUGGGGUUACUGAAGCGACCACCUGCCAGGAAGUGGUGAUUGCGCUGGCUCAAGCGAUAGGUCGGACUGGAAGAUACACGCUGGUAGAAAAAUGGCGGGACACAGAGCGCCAUCUAGCCCCUCAUGAGAGCCCAGUUGCCUCUCUAAAUACGUGGGGUCAAUACGCAGGUGAUGUUCAGCUGAUUUUGCUUCGCACGGGCCCUUCCCUGACUGAACGGCCCCCUUCGGAGGGGCCCCCUCUGAGGGGGCCUGAACGCGGCUUUCAUCGACAGAGCCUCCCCCCACUCGCAAAGCUUCACCAUCCCAACGAUCGCUCCCUCUGUCGCCGUGAGCCUCGGCGCAAGUCUCUCACCUUUACAGGAGCUCCCCGAGGUCUGAGGGAGAUACUGAGCGGUGGGCGGGCGAGUGAAGUUGAAGCCAAGAGGAGACUUCACGUAGGAAACGGUGGGACCCACCAUCAUGCCGGAGGAGCCACUGGGAGCGCAUCCCAUGGCCUGUGGGCCUGUCGCACGGAGGACCUGGUUCGACUGGUGGGCGUUCAGAGAGAAACGCUGAGCGUGCUGGAAAAGAAACUAGAGGUUUAUGAAGCUGAGCUCAAAGCCUGGGCCGAGGUGCGAGCGGGACGAGCUCCGGGCUGCACCGGGGACUCGGGCGGGGGUCUGAUGGAGGAGAUUUUGAGACUGGAGAAGCAUCUGAGGAAGACUGAGGUGGAGAUGGAGGAGGAGGAGUUUUGGACCACUGAGCUGCAGAUUGAGCUGGAGAGUGAGAGGCAGUUGGAGGAGAGGCUGGAAGAGCUGCAUGGUCGUCUGCAGGGCUGCGAAAAGGAGAUUGAAGAGAAAAUGGCAAUGGUGCAGGGUGUCGAAAGUGGUUUGGAGGAGAUGCGUCUGCAAAGAGAGCGUCAGGAGACCGAGUGGCUCAACGAGGCGGAGGCUCGAGCUCAGGUGCUCCGACUCAAAGCAGAACUGAAAGCACAAGAGAGACAAGCUGUCCAGAUGGAGAGCAGCAGUAGAGCUGUGGACAGGUCACUAGGACAAAGCACCAAAAAACUACAGGACAUGCAGCAUGAGCUGGAACAGCUAACCAAGGAGCUCAGGCAGGUUAACCUGCAGCAGUUCAUCAAGCAAACCGGCACCAAGGUCACAGUGCUGCCAGCUGAACCUGCGGAGGACGAAAGUACAAGCACCAAUCGUGUCAUAGAUUUGGUUCCACUAACCGGCUCCCUGAAGCGUCCCGUGUCCCUGCAACCGUUGUCCGGCCAUCUCCGGGUCUUAAAAAGUCCUCUCAGCUCCGGCCUCAACCCAGAGGGCAUCUAUGUUUGAGGCGCCACCACACUCAUGUGCUGCCGGUGACUAGAGCACAAUGGUUCAUUUCCCCUUGGAGCUUUUUCAAUUGGAUCACUUUGCACAGGAUACCUCAAAAACACAAACCCGUACAGUGUCGUCUAACGAGGCAACCACUUGCGAAGGAACAGUGUAAAAACUUUGCUGGUGAAGGAUUUGUUGGCACACAAAGAAGGUCUUGUGUUAAGCAUGCACUUUGAAGCAUUUCUAACCACCGCCCAGGCCGCCCUGGACAUCUUUUAAAACACAACCAAGUAAUGUAUAGUUUUACUCACUCUAGUAGCGCCUGAAGGCUUUAUACUGCUUUCUUGCUGGUACUAUAAUUCCAAACUGGCCUUUAUAGAAUGAAUGUGAAUUGAUGAAAUUAUAUCCAUUUAGUAGUUAUGCAAUGAACACAUUUAUUCCACCUGAUGCCAGACUGACUUAAACUAUGAAGGAUAUAAGAAAAACAAUUAUAAUAUAGUUGACUGUAACUCCUACUUGUUAAAACUAUGCAUAAAUAGGUUUAUUUCUAUAAAAGUCUUUCUUUGAAAUCUAAAAUGUUUUCUUUAGCUAAUCAAGUGGCGCAUUCCCUCAAUGAUAAAUGCAGUGUCCUUAUUCUUGCAGUGAUAUAGGCUACAUGAAAUCAAGUCACUUGUUCUCCAAAACUUUUUAUUCGUUUGUUCUUGUAUGUUUUAUGCCUUGUGGCCAAAGAUGAACAGCUCUGAGCGCAUGAUUGUGAUGUUUUUAUAGCCAUAUACCGAACAUGAAACGCACCAAUAGUACAGUGAAUCACUUGUGGCAUGCUACAGCUCUUUAAUGUACAAUGUGCGUAUGUGUUCAUGUUAGAUUGUAUCUCAUCUGCUAACCACAGCAAAGUGCCUUAAUGUAUUCGCUGGGUAGUAGGUGAUGAUAAUGAUGAAAAUAAAGCUACGGUGGUAAUAUUGAAGACAUAAGUUUGGUGGUUAGAGUUUGCUGCCCUGAUAACAUGGCAACAACCAGUAACGUUGUUCUUGUCAAUAGUUAAUAGGGAAUAUUUGAGAUUGGAUAAGUCUGCAAGUGUUCUCCACAUUGUUACUGUUAUCACCACUUAUUUGUUGUAAAAUAUUCCAUAUUAAUAUUCAACCCAUUCAUAACAUUCUUUAUGCUUUACUUGGACAAUGAAUUUUCUUGAUGUUUGCAGUCUUAGCAUCUGUCACGUUGCACAAAUUCCAUAAGAAACAUGAUAGCCAACAUAUACGUAUCUUACAUUUAUUUUUAAAUGACAUGCUUGUUUUUAAAUUACACUUGUUUUGUAUCAACUUAUAAAUAAGGACGGAUUUCUACUUUAAGGAAACCUACUUGUGUGCAUUUGUGUGAUGAGAUGUAUGAAGUAGCUGUGAUCACUGUUUACAAUGCUCUUGAGAUUUGCAAGAUGUCAACUGUACCCACGUUUGUUUUUUAUUCCGCCUUGAAAGAGGUACGGUUGUAACUGUUGAUGAGAUAAUGGCAUGACUCAAUAAAACCGUCUGACACAAGUUUUAAAAAUAUA